AUGAAACACACUCAGACGACGCCAGUCGCUACGUCAGUCACUGCGCCCAUUCCCCCCACCCACACUACCGUCGAGACCAACUCUGCAACUACCUACCUUUCGACCUGGUCGUGCGUUUGCAAAUCCAUCGUUCGGAUACCGUUGAACCAGUGCCUGGAGGACCAACAUCCACCAGAGCCACUCGACUCAACUUUCCACAUUGCCCUCACGCAUCCAACCAUCGCGUGGGUCUGCCACGUCCCCUGGGCAUUCAAGAAAACUUGUGGUAAAUCACUGCAGGCACGGCCAGUUCACAACGCGUUCCCCACGUUAGGACAUGAACCACACGUGCACCCGUCCAAAUUCUCUCAGCACCAGCACCUCUCACGUAAGUGGGAAGUUUUCUCCUUUGCCCCUUUCCCUGUGUGUUUCCUCUGCUGCAUAUUUGGUCGAGCCCGAGGAUUUCACGAUGCGCCGAUCGCCGCGGCUUCGGAGGCCACCAACUGACGAUUCAGUUCACUCUGCGCAGUCAUUCCAGUUGUAUGUGGGUGUUUUGGAAGGUUGACUGGUGGGCAGACAGCCAGGUUAAAAUGGUCCCUUCGUAACGUGACCACUAGCAGCCUCACGCAUAUGAGAUGGCAGAUGCAUAUGUCCUGUUAUAGGAAACCUUGUGUUUGCGUCUGUGGAGGCCAGGUCGCGUGUGUGUGUGUGUGUGUGUGUGGAAAGCGCAGACGAGGUCAGUCGUUACGUCAGCCACUGCGCCCAUUCCGCGCACCAGACAACUGAGCGGCUCGGACAGUGGGUGGGGCUUGGGAAUGAAAAAAGAGAGACCGAGGGCUUAGCGCAUUUUCCACAUGAUCCUGUGCUGGAGCACACCGCAGACAUCGUCGGCAACGACGGUGGUGGUGGUGGUGGUGGUGGUGGUGAUGAUGAUGAUGAUGAUGAUGAUGAUGAUGAUGAUGAUGAUGAUGAUGAUGAUGAUGAUGAUGAUGAUGAUGAUGAUGAUGAUGAUGAUGAUGAUGAUGAUGAUGAUGAUGAUGAUGAUGAUGAUGAUGAUGAUGAUGAUGAUGAUGAUGAUGAUGAUGAUGAUGAUGAUGAUGAUGAUGAUGAUGAUGAUGAUGAUGAUGAUGACUGA
This is a messenger RNA of Spirometra erinaceieuropaei, 1114 nucleotides long. Lineage: Eukaryota; Metazoa; Platyhelminthes; Cestoda; Diphyllobothriidea; Diphyllobothriidae. The record is from the annotation of a GenBank genome assembly.